ACCCAAUUCUGCCCGCAACUUUAUCCACUCGAGAGCUUCGCAGAGCGUCGACAAUGUCGUGCCCUUCGCUUCUGCAGUCGACUGCUUCUUCCUUUCACGGUCGGUUCCUGACACUAUCGUCUCCUUCCUCAGCUCGGAUUCUUCCGCCGCCGCCGAGGAAUGGAGGUUUAGGGGCGGGGGUGAAGGGGACGGCCUCCGGUACUGUACUGGUAGAGAAGUCAGAGGCCGAGAAGACCCACCGGCUAAAAGCCUCUUAUCUCGAGAAGAUUGUUCCUUUGCUUAAAGAAGAGUUCAAGUACACUAACGUGCACCAGGUUCCAAAGAUUGAGAAGAUUGUAGUGAACUGUGGUAUCGGAGAUGCAGCGCAAAAUGCAAAGGGUUUGGAGUCUGCAGUGAAUGAUAUGGCACUUAUUACAGGGCAGAGACCCAUAAAGACACGAGCAAGGGCUUCCAUUGCCACCUUCAAGAUCAGGGAAGGACAGCCUCUUGGGAUUGCUGUCACCCUCAGAGGAAAUAUAAUGUACUCAUUCUUGGAUCGUCUGAUCAACUUAGCCCUUCCAAGAGCCCGGGAUUUCCAGGGUGUGAGCCCCAACAGCUUUGACGGGCACGGGAACUACAGCAUUGGCAUCCGUGACCAGAGUGUGUUUCCAGAAAUCAGGUUUGAUGCCAUCGGGAAAGCAAGAGGGAUGGAUGUGUGCAUAACCACAACGGCCAAAACCGAUCAAGAAGGACAGAAACUAUUGGCUCUCAUGGGAAUGCCAUUCAGGGAAGGAGGCGGUGCUGGCUCUGCAGCUGGUCAGGUGAGGAAGAAGAAGCUCAAGUCUCAUCAUUUUGAGUCCAAAGGCAAAGGGAAGGGAAAGAGAUGAUGAGACGAAAAGGUCCAUUUGUGUUGUUCUCUUGUUUUUAACCAUUCAUGUCUCUGAAUCAUCACUCUUCCGUUUUCUUGUUUUGUAAUUCUGAGUUAUUAAAAGGAAGAUCUUCUGUUUUCUGUUGCA
This is a messenger RNA of Tarenaya hassleriana, 995 nucleotides long. RefSeq names its product 50S ribosomal protein L5, chloroplastic. Gene Ontology annotation, biological process: translation. NCBI's taxonomy places the organism in Eukaryota, Viridiplantae, Streptophyta, Magnoliopsida, Brassicales, Cleomaceae. The record is from RefSeq and is a predicted model, not a curated record. Gene Ontology annotation, cellular component: ribosome; cytosolic large ribosomal subunit. The transcript has 5 exons. Bases 54 to 866 code for a protein of 270 amino acids. Gene Ontology annotation, molecular function: structural constituent of ribosome; RNA binding.